CUGAAACUUACGUGUUGUUCCAGCCAUUGUCUGUAUGUGGAGGAACAUGGCAGAAACAAGUAUUUCAGUGGCUGAGGAUCAGUUCAGCUGUUCAGUCUGUCUGGAUCUACUGAAGGAUCCAGUGACCAUCCCCUGUGGACACAGUUACUGUAUGAACUGCAUUACAGACUGCUGGAAUAAAGAUCAUCAGAGGGGAAUUUACAGCUGCCCUCAGUGCAGACAGACCUUCACUCCAAGACCUGCUUUAAACAAGAAUGUGAUGCUGGCUGAAAUGGUGGACAACCUGAAGAAGACAAGAACUGCUCUCAUUUAUGCUGGACCUGGAGAUGUGGAGUGUGAUGUCUGUACUGGAAGAAAACGCAGAGCUAUAAAGUCCUGUCUGAUGUGUCUGGAAUCAUACUGUCAAAGUCAUUUUGAGUGUCAUGAGGAAUCUCGUGCAAGGAAACGACACAAAGUGACUGAUGCCACUGGACGAAUCCGGGAGAUGAUCUGCUCUCAACAUGACAGACCACUGGAGGUUUUUUGUCGUACUGACCAGAAGUGUAUUUGUUUGAUGUGUCUGAUGGAUGACCAUAAAAAUCACAAUACUGUUUCGGCUGAAGCAGAGAGGACAGAGAAACAGAAACAGGUUGGAGAGACAGUGAUAAUUGUAAAGAAAAAAAUUCAAGAGAGACAAACAGAGCUUCAGAAGCUGAGAAAGUCUGUGCAGAGUCACAAGCGCUCCGCACAGGCAGCAGUGGAGCACAGUGAGAGGAUCUUUACUGAACUGAUCCGCUCCAUUGAGAGAAGAUGCUCUGAGGUGAUACAGAUGAUCAGAGAACGAGAAAAGGCUGAAGUGAGUCGAGCUGAAGGACUCUUAGAGCAACUGCAGCAGGAGAUUGAUGAUCUGGGGAGGAGAAAUGCUGAGCUGAAGCAGCUUUUACACACAGACCAUCAUAUCCAUUUCCUACAGAGUUUCCCGUUUCUUUCUGUUCCUCCUGCAUCUUCAGAGAGCACCACUGUCAGUUCUCUACUCACUUAUGAUGAUGUGAGAAGCUCUGUCUCUAUAAUUAGUAGGAAAUUUGAGGAUUUCUGCAGAGAGGAGAUAGAAAAGAUACCUGGUGGAGUGAAAUACAGUAUUAUUCCCAAUAUCAAAAUCCUCACACCCAUCACUGAACCCAAAACAAGAGAAGACUUCUUACACUAUUACCAUCAGUUUACUCUGGAUUCAGAGUCAGUGCAUAAAAACCUCUGUCUGUCUGAGGAGAACAAAGUGGCUGCUUGCACUGCUACAGUGCAGCCGUAUCCAGAUCAUCCAGACAGAUUUGAUGUUUGGCCUCAGGUGUUGUGUAGAGAGAGUGUGUGUGGACGCUGUUACUGGGAGGUAGAGUGGAGUGGGACUCGCGGUGUGGGAAUAUCAGUGUCAUAUAAGAGCAUCAGUAGGAAGGGACAGGAUAAUGAAAGUAAAUUUGGAUAUAAUGAUCAGUCCUGGAGAUUGUUCUGCUCUCACUCUGUAUAUUCAUUUAGUUACAAAGACAAAAAAACUGAACUCCCUGUAUUCCCCAGCUCCUGUAGAAUAGGAGUGUAUGUGGAUCACAGAGCAGGAAUUCUGUCCUUCUACAGCGUCUCUGACACAAUGACCCUCAUCCACAGAGUCCAGACAGCAUUCACUCAAACGCUCUAUCCUGGGUUUGGCAUAACUCAGGACUCAACUGUGAAACUGUGUCAUUUAGCAGUAUAGAUAAAGUAGAGAUUCUACAAAUCCUCACAAUAUGACAGUUAUGGACUAUAUAUUAUGGAGCAAGAAUAUAUUUAUAAUACUUAGUGUAUUACUUAUUGUAUCACAUUCUGGAAAAAAGGGAGAAAACAGGACCCAAUUACUCUGCAAAUAUCGCAUUUUGUGAAAAAUAAAAAUGUACUUUUCAAUACUGACCACCCAGCUAACAAUUUUUGAUUCCCAUAACAUUCUCAGGACAUUAGUUUUUGGUUCCCAGAAUGUUAGUUUUUGGUUACCAGAACAUUACUUUUUAUGGUUUGUUUUUGGUUAGCCAGCAAAGUUGUCUUAACGUCCCCAGAAUGUUAUUUUAAACGUUUGUUUUUGUUUCCCAGAACAUUAUUAUAACAUUCCCCUCACCUCUUUACUCUGAUAUGAUCACCCUGCUGUACAUCAGUCUUCAUCCAGCAUAGUCGUGACCCAGUAGACGGCAUGGAAAUUAUCUGUAUCUUGGCCUACGCUUAAUCAGAAUAAUAAAAAACACAUCUUGUGUAUAUCAACCAUCAUAUGUAAGAUUAAAUCAAAUUAAAUCUGUCCAUUAAUAUUUAAGAUUACGGAGUAGGCCUACCCAGAUUUUAAAUGUCUUCAGCACCAAAUAAAAAUUACUUCAACACAUAAAAUAUUAAAUUUAUUCACCAAAAGUUUGGACACACCUUCUCAUUUAAAGAGUUUUCUUUAUUUUCAUGACUAUGAAAAUUGUAGAGUCACACUGAAGGCAUCAAGGGCUAUUUGACCAAGAAGGAGAGUGAUGGGGCGCUGCGCCAGAUGACCUGGCCUCCACAGUCACCGGACCUGAACCCAAUCGAGAUGGUUUAGGGGUGAGCUGGACCGCAGACAGAAGGCAAAAGGGCCAACAAGUGCUAAGCAUCUCUCGGGGAACUCCUUCAAGACUGUUGGAAAACCAUUUCAGGUGUCUACCUCUUGAAGCUCAUCAAGAGAAUGCCAAGAGUGUGCAAAGCAGUAAUCAAAGCAGAAGAUGGCUACUUUGAAGAACCUAGAAUAUGACAUAUUUUCAGUUGUUUCAAACUUUUUUGUUAUGUAUAUAAUUCCAUAUAUAAUUCCACAUGUGUUAAUUCAUAGUUUUGAUGCC
This is a messenger RNA of Carassius gibelio (silver crucian carp), 2843 nucleotides long. RefSeq names its product tripartite motif-containing protein 16-like protein. Gene Ontology annotation, molecular function: zinc ion binding; protein binding. The coding region runs from base 35 to 1720 and encodes 561 amino acids. NCBI's taxonomy places the organism in Eukaryota, Metazoa, Chordata, Actinopteri, Cypriniformes, Cyprinidae. The record is from RefSeq and is a predicted model, not a curated record. The transcript has 6 exons.